CACGCAUCGAUCGAGACGAUGGAGGGGUCUCUGGGCGGCGCGACGAUGGCCGGCAUGCCGUCGGCGGAGGUGGAGAAGGUCAAGGUAGCGGUGCUGGCCGCGGGCGCCUUCGGCAUCGCCAUGUCGACGCUGGCCGCGCGACGCAAGCACGACGUGGUGGUGUACGCGCGCGACGCGGACGUGGUGCAGGCCAUCAACAAGACGCACCGUAGCCCGCGCGUGUUCCCGCAGUUCGAGCUGCUGCCCAACAUCCGCGCCACGACGUCCGUGGCCGAGGCCACCGCCGGCGCCAAGAUGGUGAUCGUGUGUCUGCCGGCGCAGCUCACGCCCGAUUUCCUGGCGCAGCACCGCGACGACAUCCCGGUCGACGCCGUGCUGGUCAUCACGUGCAAGGGGCUGUACCUCAAGACCAAGCAGCUGCUGGCCGAGCCGAUCCUCGAUGCGCUGGGCCGCGACCAGCCGCUCGCCUUCCUCUCGGGCCCGUCCUUCGCGCUGGAGCUCAUGAACAACGCGCCCUCGGCCGUCGUCGUGGCCUCCAAGCUGCUCUACCACGCCGUCUACGUGCAGCGCCGGCUGUCCACGGUUGACUUCCGCAUCUACAGCUCGCAGGACAUCGUGGGCGUGCAGCUCGGCGGAGCGCUCAAGAACCCGCUGGCCAUCGGAGCCGGCAUGGUCGAGGGCGCCGGCUACGGCAUCAACACGCUCGCCGCCUUCGUCACGCGCAGCUCGCUCGAGUUGCAGAAGCUCUGUCUGGCCAUGGGCGGCCAGCCGAUCACCAUCUCGGGGCUCUCGGGCAUCGGCGACCUCAUGCUCACGGCGUUCGGCAGUCUGUCGCGUAACCGGACGUUCGGACUGCGCCUCAUCCAGGGCGAGAAGGCCGAGGACUUGCUGCGCGAGACCACCGUCGAGGGCGUGCCCACGGCCGAGGUCGCCGUCUACUUCGCCGAGCAGUGCGGCCUCGACCUGCCUAUCUUCCGCACUGUCAACGCUAUGAUCAAGGGCCACGUCAAGCGCGAGCAGCUCCAGGAGGUGCUCAUGAACCGGCCGUUGAAGUCCGAGACGUGA
This is a messenger RNA of Phytophthora sojae, 1065 nucleotides long. RefSeq lists its product as hypothetical. Gene Ontology annotation, biological process: carbohydrate metabolic process; glycerol-3-phosphate catabolic process. NCBI's taxonomy places the organism in Eukaryota, Oomycota, Peronosporomycetes, Peronosporales, Peronosporaceae. Gene Ontology annotation, molecular function: glycerol-3-phosphate dehydrogenase [NAD(P)+] activity; NAD binding. The record is from RefSeq and is a predicted model, not a curated record. Gene Ontology annotation, cellular component: glycerol-3-phosphate dehydrogenase (FAD) complex; cytosol. The transcript has a single exon. Bases 19 to 1065 code for a protein of 348 amino acids.